Messenger RNA from Polistes canadensis, 6112 nucleotides. It is a transcript of the gene BRWD3, whose product is annotated as PH-interacting protein. The coding region runs from base 154 to 5436 and encodes 1760 amino acids. Gene Ontology annotation, cellular component: nucleus. The transcript has 22 exons. Gene Ontology annotation, molecular function: protein binding. The record is from RefSeq and is a predicted model, not a curated record. Gene Ontology annotation, biological process: regulation of cell shape; cytoskeleton organization; regulation of transcription by RNA polymerase II. NCBI's taxonomy places the organism in Eukaryota, Metazoa, Arthropoda, Insecta, Hymenoptera, Vespidae.
UGAGGAGGCGGGGGUACUACUUUACGCCGAGGAGGAGAGCGUGCAAAUGCGUCUCGCGGUCGAGGAUCAACCAAGAGAAAAUGAAUAGUAAAAUGGUUAUUGCCACGCUAUGACCAGAAAAAAAUAAAUCUUUGUUAACGUGAGUGAACAACGAUGGAUUCGUCGCACGAAAUGGAUCCAAGUGUAUCGAGAAACGAGGCAGCUAUAAGAUCAGAGCUGUACUUCUUAAUAGCGAAAUUUCUAGCAUCGGGGCCAUGUCAAGAGACUGCCACUACGCUUAAGCGCGAAUUGGAGCGUGCGAAGGUAUUGCCGGAAAGAAUCGAUUGGGAGGGAAAUUCCCAUAGUCAAAAUUUCGAAGAACUUGAGAAUAAAUAUUCUCACAUAGGACCAGAAUACUUGCUACAAAUAUGUGCAAGAAUAGGUCCGAUUUUAGAAAAAGAGGUACCACCAUGUAUUCCAGGAAUUGUAUCAUUACUAGGAGCUGGCCGACAAUCUUUACUACGUAUACACGAAGAUCAAUCUCGUCGAAUACGUGGUAUUUCUGCUUGCUCUGGAAGGUUCGGAGGAAAACCUUUUAUGGAUCUUCCUAAUAAUUUAACGGGGAAUAAUAUAGUGCGUAUUAUUCAAGCAAGGGAAAACUCAGGUCCUUUAAGUCGUAGAGAAGCUAUACCAACCAAAUUUUAUAGUAAAAUGCAACUUUAUCGACAUACAUUAGGACAUUUGUCAGCAGUUUAUUGCGUUUUGUAUGAUCGAACAGGAAAAUAUAUUGUUACUGGUGCAGAUGAUUUACUUGUUAAAGUAUGGAGCUCUGUAGAUGGCCGACUAUUAGCUACAUUUCGAGGUGUUUCAGCUGAGAUAAUGGAUAUAGCCAUAAACUUUGAUAACACCUUACUAGCUGCUGGAAGCUUAGAUCGGAUACUUAGAGUUUGGUGUUUCCAAACUAUGUCCCCUGUGGCUGUUUUGUCCGGACAUUCUGGUAUGAUAACAUCUAUAAAUUUUUGUCCUAUUGCUUGCAAUGGUGUUUAUUAUAUGGUAUCCACAAGUACGGAUGGUUCUGUUGCAUUUUGGUCUCAUACGAAGCAACCGAAUGAGAGGGUGGUAUUUCAACCUAAACCGAUCCAGUAUCAUGAAAAAAUGAGACCUGGCCAAGCUCAAAUGAUAUGUGCAUCAUUCAGUCCUGGUGGUUCAUUUGUGGCUGCUGGCUCUGCAGAUCACCAUGUGAGAGUUUACAUGAUGUCAGGUGAAGAAGGACCGCGUAGAGUUUUAGAAGUUGAAGCACAUUCUGAUACAGUUGAUAGUAUUCAGUGGGCUCACCAGGGUUUAAGAUUUAUUUCUGGAUCUAAAGAUGGUACUGCGAAUGUAUGGCAUUUUGAACAACAACAGUGGGUCCAUAAACGCCUUCUUAUGACCACAAGACUCCCUGGAGAGCCAGAAACAGACGACGAUUCCAAUAAAAAAACUAAAGUUACUAUGGUUUGUUGGGACGUAAGUGACGAAUGGGUAAUUACAGCUGUAAAUGAUAGUUCAUUGAAAGUGUGGAACUCAAAGUCAGGAGAAUUAAUAAAAGUCCUUCGUCGUCAUAAAGAUGAGGUGUUUGUAUUGGAAUCUCAUCCGAUAGAUCCUCGUGUUAUAUUAAGUGCUGGUCAUGACGGACAGCUUAUUAUUUGGGAUGUUUUAAAUUCUGAACCAGUGGCUUGUUUUCAAAAUUUUAUUGAAGGACAAGGAAAUGGUGCCGUGUUUGAUGCAAAGUGGUCUCCCGAUGGAACAAUGAUUGCUGCUACCGAUUCUCAUGGUCACCUUUUAAUGUAUGGAUUUGGAUCUGGGGUCGAAAAACUUAAAAUAGUACCGAAAGAACUUUUUUUUCAUACAGACUAUAGACCAUUAAUUAGGGAUUCAAAUAAUUAUGUUUUGGAUGAACAAACGCAAACAGCUCCUCAUUUGAUGCCACCUCCAUUCCUCGUUGAUGUAGAUGGUAAUCCAUACCCUCCGGCAUUACAAAGAUUAGUACCAGGUAGAGAAAAUUGUCGGGGAGAGCAAUUAGUACCUAAUAUAGCCGUUGGUGCUGGAGGAAUGCAAGAGGUAAUAGAGGGUCUUCCCGUGCAAGAACCAAGAUCCAAUAUUGACAGAUUGAUAGAAGCUCUUGCACAGAGACAAAAUAUUGGUGCGGAUGGCGAAUUACCUGUUAAUGAUAGAGAAGGUGAAAAUAUUGGAGAACAACCAAUUCGUCAAAUUGCUAGUCCACGUGGUAGUAGACCAGGUUUAAGGAGAGUCGGUGAUGUCGAAGGUGUUAGACAAAGUAGUGGUAAUUGGCAAAGAGAUAACUACACAUCUUGGAAUAAACCACUUCUUGCUAAACCUAUGAGUCAAGCUCUUAAAGAAACGCGAUAUAAUGCGCUUUGUGCAAUGGCAGAUAUGGAGUUAGAAAUUUGGAGGCGAGAAAUGCGAAGCAGACCUCAACCUGCUUUGAACGCUACAGCUGUUCAAGAUAGUAUAGGAAGUAAAGUAGUUAAUAGAAAACGUAAUAGAUGUGCUAGACAUGGAUAUAGAACUAGAGCAGCACGUGAUGAAGAACGAGAAGACGAAGAAUUCGAAAAUCCUGAAAAUGGAGGAACUACAGGUAGCUCAGCUAGUAGUAAUACGAAUGAUUCUACCGCAAAUGAAGAAGAUUUGUGUUCAGAUAGCUCCACUUCUGAAUGUAGUACACAAUAUUCAGAUUGGAUUGCAGAUCAUGGUUUAAAUCUUGAACCACCUAAACGUAGUAAACGUAAGCCUAUUAAGAAAAGGUCUCUUACUCCACCAAGUGAUAUAGAGAGAAGACGUAAUAAAAGUCGUACAGCAAAGAAAGCAUAUAUUUAUAGUGAAGAUAUUGAUGAAGUUCCUGAAGUUCUACGACCUCCUGAAUGGCUUACCGAAGUAGUACCACGUAAAGCUCCAUAUUAUCCACAAAUGGGUGACGAAAUAGUAUAUUUUCGUCAGGGUCACCAAUUUUAUUUAGAUGCUGUUAGAAAUAAAAAAGUUUAUGAACUUGGUUUAAAUAGUGAACCAUGGGCUAAAGUGCACAUAAGGGCACAAGAAUUUGUGAAAGUUGUUGGUAUAAAGUACAUAAUACGUCCACCUCGACUUUGUUGUUUGAAACUUGCGUUAAUGGAUGAAGAAGGACGAUUUACAGGAGAAAAUUUUACAAUUAAAUAUCACGAUAUGCCAGACGUUUUGGACUUUUUAGUUUUACGUCAAACAUUCGACAUAGCAUUGGCUCGCAGCUGGUCUGAAGGUGAUAGAUUUCGAUGUAUGAUCGAUGAUGGAUGGUGGAUGGGACAAAUCCAAUCUAUGGAACCAUUAGAUGAUGAUUUUCCUGAAUCAUUUUUUAUGUGUUUCCGUGUACGUUGGGAUAAUGGAGAAUAUGAACGAAUGAGUCCAUGGGAUCUUGAACCAAUUGAUGGAGACAGAUUACCCGCAGAAAUCGGAGGAGCAGUUCCUGUACUUCCAGAGGAGAUACAAGCUAUAUUAUAUCAACCUACUCCAGAAGAAUGGCCAAUGGGUGAUAGAGAUGCGACAUGUCGUAGAAUUAUAAGAGGCCUUGACCAAGUAAUGAGCCUUGCGAUAGCAGAACCUUUUGUGGCACCAGUAGAUCUCAAUGUGUAUCCUGGUUAUGCAUUUGUUGUACAAUAUCCCAUCGAUUUAUCAACUAUAAAAGCUCGUUUUGAAAAUCAUUUUUAUCGAAGAAUUACAUCUGCCCAGUUUGAUAUUAGAUAUUUGGCAACAAAUGCUGAGAUAUUUAAUAAACCUCAUAGUGGGAUAGUGAAAUGGUCAAGGAUAAUAACUGAUUUAUGCUUACGUAUAAUAAAAGAAACUACGGAGCUAGAUGUACCCGCAGUAUAUCAUCAAUUAGCUGAUACAUAUUGCUCUUCAGAAUCUGAUGCAGAUGCUGCUGUAAAAGAUAAACCUUCAACGAGUACACAAAAAUUAACUACCAGUCGAAAUCUUCGAUCGCAAGAAAUGUCACAGAAUUGGACAUUGGCAUGUAGACAAUUAUUGGAUACUUUAUGGCAGUGCGAGGAUUCAAUUCCUUUCAGAGAGCCAGUUGAUAGAUUAGAACAUCCAGAUUAUCAUCAAAUAAUAGAUACACCAAUGGAUUUACGCACAGUAAAAGAAGACUUGUUAGGAGGAAACUAUGAAACACCUUUAGAAUUUUCUAAAGAUAUGAAGUUAAUAUUUACGAAUAGUAGAAAUUAUAAUACCAACAAACGUUCAAGAAUAUUCUCUAUGACAAUAAGAUUAUCAGCAAUGUUUGAAGAACACAUGCGUAAAAUUAUUUCUAAUUGGAAGUCGGCAAGAAGACGUAAUAAUAAUACAAAAGUAAAUGUCAAAACGAAAGUACAGAAACGAAAGCAACGUUUAACAAAUGGGACUGGACCAUCCAAAAAAAAGAUUACUUGUACCGAAGAUGAGGAUAUGAUUACAGAAGAUGAAGAACCAGUUGUGCAGCAGAAAAAGAAGCCUGCUAAUUUACACGAACCAGGUCCAUCCCGAAUAACUAAUGGUGCUCCAAAACAUGCAGGUAGUUCAACACGUUCGAUGUUAAAAUUGAGAAUUCCUAGAUCGAUAGUGCAAAGAAAAAUUAAAAAAAGUGAUAGUGAAUGUAGUGAAUCCGAAGCAUCGAUGGAAAGUGAUAGUAGUCAUGGUCCUCCUGUUAGACGAACUAGAGCAAGGAAAGCAGUAAGCAGUGAGAGUACAGACAAUGAUUCUGGAGAAGUUUAUACUCCUGGUGGUCGUGGAAAACAAACUCGUAAAAUUCGUAGUAAAAAUAGUAAAAAUAAUAGACAAGUUAAAUCUAAUUCUAAACAGUUUGUUAUUCCUGAUGAUGAUGCAGAAGAUGAUGCAGAGGAUCAAGAUCAGUUUGUUUCUGAAUCUUCAGAAGAAGAAAGUGAAGAAGAAGUAAUUCAGAAGAGUAAUACAAGAUCGCGAAAGUUGCCAAAUGCAGCAGCUUCAAAACAUACUGCAAAUAAUAGAAAAAAUAAUGUUUCUGAAAGUCGUUCUGAUGAUGAAGAAGAAGAAGAAGAGGAAGAGGAGGAAGAAGAAGAAGAGGAGGAAGAGGAACAAUUGCAACAUGGUACUAACAAUGAAGAUUCGGAUAGCGAUGAUACAGAAGAAGUUGUGGAGCCCUCAACAUCUCAAAGAAAAUCACGAACAUCUAGAGAAUCUAAUCAUCAACAUGUAUUAUCUAAUUCUCGGAGAAGUAAAAAGCGUGCACGUUAUAACGAAGACAGUGAUGCAAGUAGUGCAUUACCAGUGAGAAAUAGACGUAAAAUCAAACGACGCGAUUAUGCUGAAGAUGAAAGUGAUGAUGAUAGUAUACCAGAACCUGGAAUAAGCAUAAGUAGUAGAGGCCGAGUGAGGAAAAUGACAGCUCGUGCACGUGCUUUUCUUUUAGAAUGACCUUAACAGCAGCAUUCUAGUAAUGUAUCAUUUAGAUAAAAAUUAUCGAUUUACGAGUAAAUAAAAGAAGAAGAAAAAUAAAUUUGACCUGAUGACAUUGAAGAUAGAGUGUAAUCAUAAUGGACAAAUAACACUCUAGAUAAAAAACACUUAGAUAAAUGCCAGAUGUUUAGCCUGAGAAAAUUUCAGGAUAUUCUUAUGCAAAAAAGUGUGUAUACUUGAAACUAUUAACAGCAAUAUGAGUUUAAUACUCCUGCAACAAUGUACUUCCAUUAUUAUGAGAUAGAGAAAAUAAAGGUAUUUUUUAACGUUUAAGUGCAAAUGUAAAAAGACUAUCAAGAGAAAGAAUUUGAAGCAAAGUGAAAGAACAUUAAUCCGCCCUAUAAUACUCUUAUCAUGUCAAUAUUAUUUAAUGACAUUUGAAGAAUCAAUUGAAAAAAGACAGUUAAAGAUUUUAAAAGUGUGAGUGAUCAUAUUUUUGAAUAUGUUAUUUGUUUAUCUCUUAAGCAUAUAAAAUUAAAUAAUAAUUUUUAUUCUCAGUAUAAAAAUUUAUUUUAUGUUUGCUAUUUACUGGAUUACUAAAAACUUUAAGCAGUUUGUUAUUGAUUCUAUAUCAACAUUUAUAAUCCGUAUAAAAGCAUUUCGAUUCUAUUGGUUACAUUUUAAUUGCACGUUA